GAGAGAGAGAGAGAGAGUGCUUUUUGUGCACUACGCGGAAAAGGAGAAAAGAUUGAAAACAAAUUCCGGCAGAUCACAAGAAAAAACAAAUCCAGAAUCCGUGAGUGAAGGGAACAUCAAGGGGCAGCACACAGAUUGGUCCUCGUCCACCACCCCAUAGCCAUAGGGGCGGAAUUAAGAAGCAUCAUCUCAUCGAAACAUCCAUAUGAAGCACAUCGUAAAGCUUUUAGCAUUGUUGGUGGCCGUAUCUGCCUUUUGGAUCGGUCUUCUUGAGACAGUGAUCCCACGUUCUUAUGCUUGGUUGUUGCCAGUAUAUUUCGUUGUGUCACUCGGAUGCUAUGGUCUUUUGAUGGUUGGGGUUGGUUUGAUGCACUUUCCAACAUGUCCUCAGGAAGCAGGGUUGCUGCAACAGGACAUUGCAGAGGCCAAAGAAUUCUUGAAGCAGAGAGGGGUUGAUGUGGAAUAUGAUUGAAGACUUUAUCUUAUGGCUCUUUUGAAGAACCAGGGUGAUUUUCAGGCAGUUUCAAUUCUAUAUGAUCAAAACUUGAGGUACAAAUUGGAUUAUAAGUUGAGGAGUGUUAAAUUUGAUGAGGUAAGAGUUUGCUAACAGGUCUCUGAAAUUUGGAUCGGCAAAUGAAAAUUAUAGAUGCAGAAUAUGUUGGAUGAACGUAUGUAAAAGUUAUUAUAACUUACGUAUGAUGUUCAUUAAAGAGAAAUUUAUGACUGAUUUGAUUAACUUUAA
Messenger RNA from Quercus robur (English oak), 742 nucleotides. Its product is annotated as dolichol-phosphate mannose synthase subunit 3-like. Gene Ontology annotation, biological process: GPI anchor biosynthetic process. NCBI's taxonomy places the organism in Eukaryota, Viridiplantae, Streptophyta, Magnoliopsida, Fagales, Fagaceae. Bases 206 to 472 code for a protein of 88 amino acids. The record is from RefSeq and is a predicted model, not a curated record. The transcript has 4 exons. Gene Ontology annotation, cellular component: endoplasmic reticulum membrane; dolichol-phosphate-mannose synthase complex.